Messenger RNA from Engraulis encrasicolus (European anchovy), 3726 nucleotides. RefSeq names its product zinc finger protein 35-like. Bases 368 to 2572 code for a protein of 734 amino acids. The transcript has 5 exons. Lineage: Eukaryota; Metazoa; Chordata; Actinopteri; Clupeiformes; Engraulidae. Gene Ontology annotation, biological process: regulation of gene expression. Gene Ontology annotation, cellular component: nucleus. The record is from RefSeq and is a predicted model, not a curated record.
UACCUGUGUAUCCAGAAAAAUAGUUGGCAGUCACAUUUCUACUCCUGAUGACACUACCCACCGAAGAGUUGGUGGCGAUGUUGCUACUGUUGACGAUUCUGCCAGCGUUUCCUGCAGAAGAGUUGCUGGCAAUGUUGUUAUUGCUGACGACUCUGCCAGCGAUUCCCGCAGAAGAGUUGCUAGUCAAGUUGCUACUGCUGAUGACGCUACCAGCGUUCCUCGCAGAAGAGUUGGUGGUCAAGGUAACCUAGUCAAGAUUGUCAUUUGUAGUCGGGGUGGCCGCUUCAACUACAAAGGAACUGCGAAGGAAACCCUGGGUGUUGCAGCUGAUGCCCCCGUGGCCUAUGUAGAGGGCAAUACUGCUGCCAUGGCGACUGGAGCUUCUGAUGCUAUCACAGGCCAAGCUGAAAAGGCUGCUGCUGGUGUUGGUGCUGAUGCAGAAGUUGCUGCGUCUGACAAAGCUGGUGGUGGUGCGGAGGCCGGCAUAGAUGUGCAGUUCAGGGAGCAAGGCAGAACUGGUUGUAGUGGUGCUGAUGCUGCAGGGGCUAGUGCCGAAGAAGGUCCCAAAAUGAACAGGGGUGAUGCGAGAUGUGGCAGGGAUCAAGAUGCGGUCGAAGAUGAAGCUGGUCGUGCUGGUAGUGAUGAUGUUGCCGGGGCGACUGGAGCAGCUGGUGAUGCUGGUAGUGCCACUGAUGCGGUUGCUGAUGCUGAUGCUGGCGGCACCACUAGUGUAGCUGGUACUGGUGGUGCUACUGCUGAGGAUGCCGCUGCUGCCGCCGCCACAGAUGCUGCCCUGGCCAUGCUAAUGCUGCUCAAUCGACCUGUGGAUCACAGACACCACCAUUGUCAGUUUGAUGGAGCUGACGCCAAAGAGCAGGUACAGACCUCAUCUGUAGACAUCAAAGAAGACGUCCCAGUUGCCAUCCGCAUAGAGCACAACUACUUCUCUUCUGAAGACAUCCCAGUUGCUGCCCUCUCAGUGCAGAACCGUUCCUCAUCUGAGGACGUCAAAGAAGACGUCCCAGUUGGGAUCAUCCCCAUAGAGCAGAACUCCUCAUCUGAAAACGUCCCAGUUGGGAUCAUCCCCAUAGAGCAGAACUCCUCAUCUGAAGACGUCCCAGUUGGGAUCAUCCCCAUACAGCAGACCUCCUCAUCUGAAGAUGUCCCAGUCGCUGCCUCCUCAGGGCAGAACUCCUCACCUGAAGACGUGCCAGUCGCUGCCUCCUCAGGGCAGAACUCCUCAUCUGAAGACAUCAAAGACGACAUCCCAGUUGGCAUCCCCAUAGAGCACAACUACUUCUCAUCCGGAGACGUCCCAGUUGACGCCCCCAAACAGCAGACCUCCUCAUCUGAAAACAUCCCAGUUGGUGACCCCAUACAGCAGACAUACCCACCCAAAGACGUCCCAGUUGAAGCCCCCAUAGAGAAGAGCUCCUCAUCUGAAGACAUCCCAGUUGAAGCCCCCAUACAACAGAGCUCGUCAUCUGAAGACAUCAAAGAAGACGUCCCAGUUGACAUGUCCAUAGGGCAAAACUCCUCAUCUGAAGACGUCGCAGUUGACACCCCCAUAGAGCAGAACUCGUUAUCUGAAGACAUCCCAGUUGACACCCCCAAAGAGCAGAACUCGUUAUCUGAAGACGUCCCAGUUCACACCCCUAUAGAGCAGACUCCAUCUGCAGACAUUAAAGCUGAACUGUUGCCGGAACAAGAAUCAGAAGUGGCUCCAGUCCUCAGCCUUGAAAUGAUGGAGUCUUCUCCAGAUCUGGUGUCUCUAUUUCAGUUAAAGAGAUUAUCAGUCCGACUGGUCGACUGCCGCACAGCAAUACGUCAACAAGAAACAAACAAGACAACUGGCAACAACAAAUAUGGAGGAAAACCCAAAACUGAGAAGCUGUUCCGCUGCCAGGAGUGUGGCCACAGUUUUUCGCGGGCAGGACACCUCCGACUACACCAGCGGAUUCACACCGAAGACAAGCCGCACCGUUGCCGCCGGUGCGGUAAAACCUACUCGCAGGAGUCGGACCUCAAGCGGCACGAGCGGCUCCACACACUGGACAAGCCCUACCACUGUGGACAGUGCGGGAAAGGCUUCACGCAGGCCACGAGUCUCAAGGUGCACCAGCAGCGCAGUCACACGGGAGACAAGACGCGCUCGUACACCUGCAACGAAUGCGGUAAGAGCUUCUCGCGCUCAGGACACCUCCGACGCCACCAGCGCAUUCACACCGGAGAGAGGCCGUUCACCUGUCAGGACUGCGGAAAAGACUUCACACAGGCGACGACUCUCCGGCGACACCAGCUCAUUCACACGGGAGAAAAAGCUUACCGUUGCGGAGAGUGCGGGAUGACUUUCUCGCGACCGGUUCACCUGCGAGUUCACCUGCUCAUUCACAGCGGCGGGAAACUGCCGUAUCACUGCAAAGAGUGUGGCACACGUUUUUCUCGAUCGGAAAACCUCAGAGCGCACCAGCGCCUCCACACAGGAGAGAAACGAUACGCCUGCGCACAGUGUGGGAAGAGAUUUGUGCGGUCGGGACAUCUCAGAUCACAUCAGCGCCUUCACACCAUGUAGAAUACCUACCUUGGCCAACAGUUGUGGGGGAAAGGGCAGGAAGUCUGAAACGUCAACUUGUUCAUUGUGCCUUCAUUAAGGCGGGCCAAAUAAGAUUUUGGACUGGUAAUGACAGAUGGGACCGGACUGGGAAAUGAUCCAGGUGGGAUUCAAACCCCGGGCACUUCACCAUCUGAAUGAAUUUUAACUUAAACUUUUAAUUUGACUCAUUCAUUUGUAAAGCACUACGACAGAGAAAGACACUUUACCCAGUAUACAUAUUAUCCCGUCAUGGGCGUAAGCGGUUAGAGUGUCCGACUUGUAACCCAAAGGUUGCCGGUUCGAUUCCCGACCCGCCAGGUUGGUGGUGGGAGUGAUCAAUCAGAGCUCUCCCCCGUCCUGCUCCAUGACUGAGGUACCGUCCCGCCACACUGCUCCCUUGGGGCGCCAUUGGGGGCUGCCCCCUUGCACGGGUGAAGCAUCAAUGCAAUUUCGUUGUGUGCAGUGAACAGUGAACACCCGUGUGCUGUGGAGUGCUGUGUCACAAUGACAAUGGGAGUCGGAGUUUCCCAGUUGGGCUUUCACUUUGCUUUCACUUCUUAUGGUGUUCUGGAAGAUGUGGACACUUUAAGCUAUGCAUGCAACCAUGUGCGACCGAGUGCACUUCAUACUUGCUUCAGGUCGAGCAGAGCACUUCACAUGAUACUGGAGACAUUCUGUCGAUAAAGUCUAUGACAUUUUUAAUGAACAUGAAUGUCUAUAAAUUCUAUGACAUUUUUAAUGAACAUGAAUGUCUAUAAAUUCUAUGACAUUUUUAAUGAACAUCUACUUUACAGUGAUGAAACGUGUGUGUACAUAAGUAGUUCCGGGACACCCUUUGCUAAAGGGUGGUUGACGUGACGCCCGAUUUUUAUGUAACAUUGGGGGAAAAAACUACAAAAUUGUGUAAAAAAAAAUGUUUACUACAUUUUUUUUACCUCCUAAAAAUAAAUGUACAUGAAAAGAAAAUAUUGUAUAUUAUGUUUUAUAAUAGUUUUAGAUGAGGGGGAAAAAACUGUUUAGUUCAGAUUUAUGUAAAGGCUUCUAUGUCUAAUGUCCUGUGGUGUGACUGUAACAUUAUGAAUGAAAGCUGGAAUAUCUACAGCUAUAAAAUAAACCAACAACAUUUUGAAUCA